CACUGACCUCGACGGCCCAUUGGUUGAUCAUUGACCAAUAGAAAUCAGUUUAUAGGAAAAACGACUUUCUGAGACAAAGUGUUAGGUCGAAGAGUUCAAAUCUGAGAUCUAUACGCUUCCAAAUCCUAUUAGAUGAUCAGUAGGCAAUAGAAUUAAAAGAUUUAUAGAAAAGGUUUGCGAGGCAAAUUUUUAUAUUCAGACAUUCGUCGGAUGACCGGAUCUGGUCAUUCACUUUUCUUCAGUACACAUAAUCUCGGAUAUAAAUUCGAGAUUUCCGUAUUUAUUUAAUCAUAUUUUUAUUAUGUUUUAUUUUCUUAAAUUGAGAAUACUAUAUAGUUGCAAUGUUUUUCGAUUUAUACGUCGACUUCAACAUCUGAAAUAACUUUUGAAUAACAAAAGUUACCUUGUUUGGAUUGUCAAAUCAUUAGAUCGAUGACGAACAUCUGAUAUGUUUGUCAUAAUUAGUAAAUGCUAAUAUUGCUUAACUAAUAGGCUAUUCUCAAAACUAAACAAUUUUCUUUUGAGACUAUUUUUCUAAGAGGAACCUACUAUUGAAAAAAAAUCUCGUAAUAUUGAUUAAUUUCAUGAAGAUGUUUUUCUUCACUUAUUCGAUUUGAAAGGAGAAAGAAGAUAUAAUCAAAUCUGAUAUUUAGUAAUAAUCUUUCUUUAAUGUUGUAUUAGAGAGGAUGGCAAGAAUAUUCAAUCUUUAUAGAUAAUCAAAAAUUUUAUUGUAUUCUAAAUUAUAAUCUGUAUAAAGAUGUCAAGAAAACUUAUUCAAUAGCUAAAUCUCAAAUUUUUUUUUCUAGCUUUCAACGAUGAUAAUAAUCAAUGUUUAUGUAUAACAUCACAUGAAUUAAAUCUAAAUUUUGAUAAUAUUCAUCAUAUAAAAUUUUUAUCCAAAGAUAAUUGUGAUCGUUAUUGUGAUAAUAUAUUAAUAAAUUCAAAUAUUCAAGAAAAAUUUUCAUGUGGUUCUUUAAAUGAUUCACGUAUAUGGUCUAUUUAUAAUUUAAAUUCUAUAUGUCCAGUUGGUUCAAUUUAUAUAAAAGAAUUAGAAAAAUGUAUAUCAAUAAAUAAAGGAAUAUUUAAUUCUUGUCCAUUUCCUUCAAUGAAUUAUAUUUAUAAUGGAAAACCAACAUGGAAUAUUUUUUUAAAAGCUAUUAGAAAAUUAAACUUAACAAAAACUAUUCUUUCCAUAGAUUUCAAUGAUAAUUUUACUAUUGAUUCUUCAUGGUUAUGUUCAACAAAUAAUAAUAAUACUAUUAAUUCAAAUGAUUCUAACAAUAAUUCUAGUACAUCAUACAUAUUAGAUAAUAAUUGUUUACGUAUUCGUUCUAAUUCACAUUUAUUAUCGACUCAUUUAUGUAUGACUAAUUCUGUUAAUAAUAAUUUAUUAUUUAAUGAUCUUAAACGGUAUCCAGCUCAUUUAAUCUUUACGAAUAAAAAUAAGUUUAAUUGUCCAGUGAACUGGUUGAAUAUAAAUGCUGACUGCUAUUAUAUUUCUAAUGAACCUGAGACUAUUCAAGAAGCAAUGGAUACUUGCAUUAUUGAGUCAUUAAUCGAAAAAAAUUUUAGUGCAUUUGUAAUGAUGCCUAAUAAUACGAAUUAUACAAAUAUUAAUCUUGAUGAUAAGAAGAAAACAAUUAUCAAACACAAAAAUCCUUUUAUUAGUACUCUUGAUGGAGAAAUUGCACAAUAUAUGUUACCAUGGGAAGUUCGUCUUGGCUUUUUUCUUCUUGAUACAAAUGCGAACAAAAUGAAAUCUGAACUAUCAUCAUUAUCUUCUAAUGUUGAAGUCAAUCAUUCGUCAAUAAAUGAAUUUCAAAUCAUUAUUUCAAACAAUAAUAAUAAUAAUUCAACUGUCAAUAAUAGAUCUUGUUUAGUUGUGACACGUAGAAAAAUUGAUGAAGAAGAAAGAAUUUUUAUUUCAACAACAAAUCAAAAUAAGAAUUGUUCUCAAUCGAAACAUGUUUUAUGUAAAAAGAAGGCAAUUAUUGAUGAGAAAUUUCGACAAAUUUGUUUUCAUAAACCACUAACACUUGGUGUACCUGCUUUAAUAUCAAAUUAUUUAACACAUAAAUUAUGCAUGUCUACUUGCGAUCACUUAUUUGCAGAUAUCAGUCUUCUACAUAUGAAUAAAUGCUAUUGUAUAGAUGGUUUUUCAGAUGUAAUCGAUGUUGAAGAAAAUUAUAGGAAAUAUAUUACAACAGAUUGUGGAAAGUCCUGUCCAGGUAAUCCAAAUCAAUAUUGUGGUGAUACAAAUACAAUUAUUGUGUUACUUAGAAAGAACGUUCUAUAUUUGGCACAUUUCUACACGCCUUCUCGAUACUAUAGACAAUAUCCUGAUUUUGUUUACGUUGGUUGUGUUCAGUUCAAUAAUAUCAAACAAUUAGGAAUGUAUCAAUUCAAUAUAGUUAAUAGACAAGAUGUUCAUCCACGUCAUUGUUUACAACUAUGUAAAAAAUAUGAACAACAAUAUGCACUUCUUAAAUCAAAUACAUGUUUAUGUACGAAUAUUCCAAUAGAAAAAGUAAAAAAUCAGCUGAAUUUGUUCAAUUGUGAUCGAAAAUGUUAUGGUAAUUAUUUUUAUAAAUGUGGACAUACAAUUGAUUCAUCAAUGUAUUCAGUAUAUCUUAUACGACCAGCGUGUCCAUUUAAUUUUCUUAUGACUGAUAAUCCACAACAAUGUGUUCGUGUUCCAGAUAUAUUGAAAGAUUCUUUUUCAAGUGCACAAUCUUAUUGUAAAUCAAUGGACAGUGUACUAGCGAAAAUAAAUGAUAUUUUAGAAAUUCAAGAUCUAUUACCUGAUACAAUACUUCGUCAUAGUAAUAUCUAUAAAUAUUCGCUUGAUCCUUCAAUAAUCCAUGAUGGAAUGUAUUUUUGGAUUGAUCGUACGACGAAUAUCAUUAAUAAUAAUAAUAGAUUAUCAGAAAAUUUUUUCAAACAUUGCAUGAAAAAAUCUAAAUCAAUUAAUCGAAAUUGUAUUGUUUUCCGUCGUGAAAAGAUUCUCGUUGAUAACGUAAUAAAAUUUCAACGAUGUUUUUCUGAAUCAGAUCAAUGUUCGUCGAGAUCUGCAAAGCCUGUUUGUGUUAACAAAAAUUUAGAAUCUCAUUCAAAUGUAAUACCUUCAAUGAGAAAUAAUGAUUCAUCGAUCAUAAAAAUUAAUAUAUCCACAGACUAUUUAUGUGGUAAUGAUACAGAUUAUCAUUUAAUCGGUGAUUAUUGUUAUAAAGUAUUAUUACAUGAAACAACUUGGCAUAAAGCAAAAACUGAAUGUGAACGUGAUAAUGCUACAUUAUUCUUUCCGAGCAUUAACUCAAGGUUUGAUUUGAUAAAACAAAUAAUUUUACAUCGUCAUAGUUAUACAUUAUCUACUGGUAUUGUACAUGUUGAUUAUUUUUAUUUUAAUGAAACUUCUCAUACUAAACAGCAUAAACCAAUUUAUGAAAGCAUUGAAUCACAAAAUUUCAAUCAUAGAGACUAUUCUGAUUUAUGUGAAGACUCAUUUCAUGCUCAUCCUCCUUUAUCAGAUGUUUCACUCAAUGAAAUAGUGAAAUAUAUUGAUGAGCUCGAAUUAACUAUACCAAGAUGUGGAUAUCUUGAUUUUACGGGGAAAAUUCAAGAAAGAAGAGGAUGCAGUAAAGAAUCUUGCAAUCAAUCAGCAAUUGUAAUAUGUCAAAAAUUACCAAUGAUGACAACUCAUAAUAUUCUAGCUAAACGGUUAGUUGUUGUUAUUAAUUACAUUUGUCUUUGA
Rotaria sp. Silwood1 is the source of this 3751-nucleotide messenger RNA. The record is from the annotation of a GenBank genome assembly. NCBI's taxonomy places the organism in Eukaryota, Metazoa, Rotifera, Eurotatoria, Philodinida, Philodinidae.